UGGACCUCAACAAAUACAAAACUUAAUUAGACCAAAUUAUGACAGGGGAUAAAACAAAUCAAAGAGCCGAAGGUAGCAUGAGUUUGAGGGUAGCGUGAGGAUGACUGGGGUAUUCAGAUUCCGAUAAAUAAAAAGCCUCUCUCUCUCAUCCCAAUUUUCUCUCUCAAGUUUUCACAGGAAAACUCUAUUUUCCCGCAACCAUUUCCAUCUAUACAUAGCACAAUCCCUAAUCGCCCACCUCUCACUCACACAUCUCAUUCCCUUCAAACCGUCGUCCCGCAAAUUUCCGGUACGGAUACUCAAUUUCAUGUAUUUCCUGUUUCUGAUACGCAGGUAGUUGCUUUUUGAUCAAUAAUUAAUUUAGAAAUGGCAAAGGGAACCAGAGGAAGGCGCAGGAUGAGCUCACGGCAAUGCAGGCCCACCCCAUACCCCUUGCCGUCUGCAAACCAAAGCCAAUGCUCGAAAAAGUGUAAGAAAGACUGGGAAGACGCUACAUGUUCAGUGUGCAUGGAAUGUCCCCACAAUGCCGUCCUUCUCCUCUGUUCCUCCCAUGACAAGGGUUGCCGUCCCUACAUGUGUGGGACCGGCUACCGUUACUCAAACUGCCUUGACCAGUACGAGAAAGCCAACACAAAAGUGAAGUCCACAAACCAAUCUGUUCAAAAUACCACAACAGGUCCCAUACUUUGCCCAGACUGGCCCGACGAGAAAUUUGAGAUCACAGAACUCGCAUGCCCACUUUGCCGCGGGCAGGUCAAAGGGUGGACCGUGGUGGAACCUGCCCGGGAAUACCUUAAUGCCAAGAAAAGGAACUGCAUGCAGGAUGGUUGUCAGUUCAUGGGGGACUAUAAGGACAUGCGGAAGCAUGUCAAAACAGAGCACCCUUCCGCUAGGCCCCACGAGAAGGACCCGCUUGUGGAGCAGAAGUGGAGGCGGCUCGAGGUGGAACGGGAACGUGAUGAUGUCAUCAGCACGAUAAGAUCUUCGAUGCCAGGGGCGGUUGUAUUUGGGGAUUAUGUGAUUGAGGGAGGCCCAUUUGGUUACGGUUCGGAUGAGGACGAUGACGACGAGGUCGGAAUAGAAGGUGGGAAUUUGAUUAACGUGUUGCGGUUUUUGCAGGCGUUUGGUUCAGCAGGUGGUAAUAUUGUUGGAGCAAACAGAGUAGCUCCCGGUGGAGGUUCUGGAAUUGAUCACAACCUUCCAGUUGUUUUUGAUUACUCAGAACAAGAGAGUGAUGAUGGUGAAUAUGAUAAUAGUACGUCGUUGGUCGGGCGGCUUCGCCGUCACAGAGGGAUCCUCUUGGGACGUGCUGGAAGGAGACGAAGGCAUCGGGAGGUCAACAGUGGUGGCCGGAGGUAGAUCACCACUUGUCGUUUUAUUAUUGACCGUUGAAACGGGGAAGGAGAAAAUAAAACAUUCUCAAAAAGAAUUCUAGGGGUGUUAGUUUAAACUUCUGUAUAAUUCAUGUGCAACUAUUAUUAAUAUUAUUAUCUCAUCAUUGAUGUUUCAAUACUUGAUGAAUUUGUAUGAUAAGUUUGGUUGAGAGGUCCACAGCAUUUGGAGAUUGGAGGGUUCCCCAAGAACUCUGGGAUUUUCGUUGCUCGAACACAUGCAUUUUCUUGUCCAUUUAAGAAGAAAUGAAUGAAUGCAUUAUGCAAGUGGUUUGUGUGUAGUUGAGAUGAAUGUUGG
Cuscuta epithymum is the source of this 1689-nucleotide messenger RNA. The record is from the annotation of a GenBank genome assembly. Lineage: Eukaryota; Viridiplantae; Streptophyta; Magnoliopsida; Solanales; Convolvulaceae.